Messenger RNA from Spirodela intermedia, 5441 nucleotides. NCBI's taxonomy places the organism in Eukaryota, Viridiplantae, Streptophyta, Magnoliopsida, Alismatales, Araceae. The record is from the annotation of a GenBank genome assembly.
AUGGCUCACAGGCUUCUCAGAGACGCGCAGGCGGAUGGGUGGGAGCGCUCCGACUUCCCCAUUGUCUGCGAAUCCUGCCUCGGCGACAAUCCAUACGUCCGGAUGGUGCGGUUUGCUCCUGUUCUGCUUUUCGUCUCGUCUUUCUCUCUCCCCUCCUUCCUUCCCUUCCCUCUGUCGCUUCUCGCCUUUCGCUCUUCUCCUCUCUAUGGUCUGUUUACCGUCGUCUCAGUGAUUCACCAACGUGGUUACAGGAACCCUAAUCUUUGCUUAAAUGCUUACCUAUACAUAAUAAAUCCCAUCGAUUUUGACUGCGGAGUCCAGAUUCUCCGUUUGCGGUUCUUGAUUAUGUUUUUUUUUUCUUGACUGUGCGGAAACACGAACGGAUUUCAGCAAAUUCCUGUGGUUCUGUGUUGCGGGAUAUCCUACGAGAACAACUAAAAUCACUGGCAAUUAAACAUAGAUACCGGGCUCGGACUCCCAUCAGGCUCUUCUCUUGUCGGGAAUUAUCCCAUGUUCUUUUCGAGUUGUGUCAGGUUUGCUUACGUUUAUUUGUUUUUGAUUCUUGAUGUCUUCAGACAAGAGCGGACUACGACAAGGAAUGCAAAAUUUGUGCUAGGCCAUUUACAGUCUUCAGGUGGAGGCCAGGCCGUGAUGCAAGGUACAAAAAGUCAGAAAUCUGCCAAACAUGUAGUAAGCUCAAGAACGUGUGCCAGGUCUGCCUCCUGGAUCUCGAAUAUGGAUUACCAGUCCAGGUCCGAGAUACGGCUUUAAGCAUCAAUUCUAAUGAUGCUAUCCCAAAAAGUGACGUGAACCGCGAGUACUUUGCUGAAGAGCACGACCGCAGGGUAUGCUUGUGCUUCUUCUCUCUCUUUUCUUUCACCUGCAGUACUUUUGCAUCUUUGGCAGCUUUGAAGUCUUCCAUGGGUUAUUUGCUUCUCAUAUUCCAUUUUAUAAAAAUUAAGUUUUUGGAAGUUUUCAGAGUUGGUUUAUUUUUGCAUCAUUAGAAUUUUUGUGUGAUGAAAUGGAUGAUAAAGCAUGAGAGGAUGUGGUGACAUUAACUCUAUGCUAUGGGCUAUGGUUUCAAAUGUUUUGAAACAUUCAAUAAGGCUCUUCCGGGAUGUGGCUACAGAUAUUGCUUAUUACAUCAAUUGCAGUAGUUUUCCAGAAGUUUUCUGGUUGAAAUAUGAAAACUACAGAGGGGUUUCGUUUCUUGUUGUGGAAUUAAUUUUUAACCCGUGAGUGUGGGCUGUUUCAGAGGCAAAUGUUUUCUUAAAGUACUUCUGGGUUAAUAUUGAAUAUCGUGGAGAUUUUUUUUCACUGAGAACUGGUCUUAUGAAAGGAUGAACGGCCCAGUGUUGCUUCUGAUUUAGACUGUACAAGUGAGGCAAUUUCAGUGGCAAACAAGGAAAAAUGUCUGCUAAAGAAAAAUACUUUAAUACUCUUAGGAAGAUUGAAAAGUAGCUGGAUUUCUGAUGUGAUGCGUGCCUCCAUUUUCUGGCCAUCUUGGCUCAGUUAGUUUAAUAGGUCGCAGAAGAACAAUAUAUUGUAUUCAUUUUAUUGAGAAAAUCCGGGAUACAUAUCUUGUCCUCAUGUUUGUGAUCUCCAAGAGAAACCAAAUGUUAUCAUUAGGAUGUGGGACUGAUAAAUAUUUAUCAGUCACAAAUCUGGUGAUAGUGACUGAUAAAUAUUUGGUUCCAUUCUAACCCAAGUGGUAAUUGAAAGAUGUGGGAUAUGAUGGAUGCAAAGAUCUGCAAAUAGGUGGAUCAUUAGGAUCCAUCGAUUGCCAAGAACUAAGGAAAGGUGUUUAUCUAGGAUGUUUUCAUUGAUGGUUGAGCUUAACUGCUCUUCUUCUGAUAAGAAUUUGCUUGCAAAAGUUGAAUCUCACCUAGAGAGGAUACAAAACGUUUUUAUGAAUCAUAAAGCUUGACCCUGAAAUAGUUUUUCUUUUUCUUGGUUUAAAUACAUAUUAGCCUGUUUUUCACAAGAUUUUGUAAGAAAUCCUUCAUUGGAGGUGGUUUAAAAUAUAGACAUCUUAAGACUUUUUAUUUUUGCAUAUUUUUAUUGCUUAUAUUGUUAUUGAAUCUGGAAUCAGUUAUUUCUUGGCGUCAGCUUUUGCUUGACUUGUUGCAAUUGGAAAAUUUUCUUGUUUUUCUUUCCAGUGAAACAGAUGCUUAUAAUAGUUUCUUGAUUCAAACAUGUGUUGGAUACAAAUUGUAGUUGUUUGUGGUGAAUGGCUGUUGUCGUCUACUAAAUGACAUGAUGCUUUUUAAAAUGGUUAUCUUUUCUUGUAAUAUACUCAUGCUCUCUGUUUGUGUUUAUCUCAUGUUCAUGGUAUAUUUAUUCACGAUUUGUCCUCAGUUGUCGUUGUUCAUAGUUAUUUAUUUGUGUGAAUACUUUUCAGGCCAGAGCAGGGAUAGACUACGAGUCUUCAUUUGGAAAGGCACGACCAAGUGACACCAUUUUAAAACUACAAAGAACUACUCCGUACUACAAAAGAAACAGAGCACAUGUCUGUAGUUUCUUUGUUCGAGGUGAAUGUACACGAGGUGCAGAGUGUCCGUAUCGGCAUGAGAUGCCUGUAACAGGGGAACUUUCUCAUCAAAACAUAAAAGACCGUUACUAUGGGUAUGUACUUUCUGCAUAAUCAGUUUAUUACUUGUUUUUCUAUCUAUUCAUCACAUAAUUGUUUCUCCUUUGUUUGCACUCAUUUGAUGUUUUUAGAAAAUGGUUUUUGUGGUAUUAGUUUUGUUGUUAACCUUGACUAUAUGCCAAAUGUAAGAGCAAUUGAGUGUCAUAGGCGAACUCUACGAGCAGGAACAUGUAGGGACGUGUGAGAGUGGCUUGAUAAGUUGAUAUUCUUCUGUGUCUAUAGCUUCUUAGAAAUGCCAUUGUUCCUGUCUCUCUGGUUAUCAUAGGUCGUUUUCCCGUAAUUGAAAUCUAUUGAAAAGAGCUAAAAAUGUAGGUGGUGAAGACAUUUCCUUAGUGUUUGACUCAGACACGAAGAUUCUACAUUCGAAAACCCAAACUACCGCAGAAUAGAUUCCCAAGCCCCACAACGUUGUACAGUUUCGUCAAAAGUUUAAAGAUUGCCUUUCUCAAUCCUCCCUUGUGUACAGUCAGAUAUUUAUAAUGUUUAAUACACAUAGAUUGGGCACUAUUCUGGGUAUAAUGUUCUUUCUUCGGAUACAUUAUUUGGAACCCAUCUCUUUGGGGUUAAGGUUUUUUUCUUCGUUUAACAUUUGUUGAAAUUAUUAUAGCAUUACUAUAAUAAUUUGCCAUCUAUCUAGAGGGCUAUCGAUGCUUGAAAUCCAAUUGGAGAUGCAGUCCACUGGCUCUAUUGAUUUGAGAUUAUUUCUUCUUCCUUGUUUUUUCACAUCAUUCCAUUGGAAAUGUGGGCCUGGGAUGGAAAUUGGCUGAGUCAUUAUUGUAGAAUAAGAUAUAAUCUGAUUUUGACGUGUAAGGUCUUGGCUGAACAACUAGGCUAGCUGAAGUCAAGGAUUCCUGUGGAAUAUAUCAUGUUUGCGACAGAAAUCUUGUGCAUCAAGCGUCGUAGUCGUAGAAAAUUAGAGCCAAGUACGAGGGAGUGAUAUCCAUAUAUUAAACUCAUAUGAGGGUAAGAAAAAAGUUAAUUAGAUCAAGCAGUUAUAUCUCUGGUAUGCCUGAAGGCUUUCUCCUUACUGAACCUUUUAUUCUCAGUCUUAUUUUUCCUUUCUCCUUGCCUUGCUCCCCAUCUAAAGGAGGCGAAGCUCUUUCACUCGCAUUUACCUGUCUAUCUCAUUGAUGUUGUUACUGCCCUACUGACAAACGGAUUGCGCCAACAACAUUUGGCACUCAUCGGCAUAAAAACACAUUUCCACACCAGUUAUGUCCAUUGCGUUUUCCUCUCUCAGUCCCACCUUUCUAUCUCUCUCUCUUUUUCUCUCCAUGUCCUCAUUUUCUCUCUCUUUCAUUUUCACUUUUACCGGUAAUAUCCCCCUUUCCUAAUUAGGAUAAAAUUAAUGGGGGGUAACAAUACAUCGCAAAGGUAGGAAAAUUUAGAUCUUAAAUGGAGGGAAGGUGGGGAAGGAUAUAUGUAGAGUUGAGUUAAUGCAACAUAGAGGUAGGGCUUUUGAUACCUCUAGUGCAAUAUUUAGACUUUUACCUGUUGGUGGGUCUGCUUGCCUUUAAUAAUUUCUCUUUAUAAUUGGCCACCCAGCAACCUGCAGCUAGCUGAACCACAUCUUUGCUGUGAUUCAAUACGCUUUCUUCUCCCAUGAUGAAAAUUUGAUACCUUCGAUUUCGUAUGUGUGCUCUAUAUGUUGAAUUUUGUGCUUGAAUUUUUAUCUUGGUUUGGUAGACAUUAUAGAUUUCAUAGGUGUUGUCCUACAUCUGGACGCAUGUGAUUGGAUCUUUUCCACAGUCCUCGUUCUAGGUGUGUUGCUGUAUCUUGAUGAAUCAGCUGAAAAUGUCUGUGUGCAUGGCUUGAACAAUGCCAAAUCAGUGAGGAAGAGUUUGAUUGGAUAAAGUUUCUGGAACAGAUCAUGUUUUUUCUUUCAUUUGAUUCUGAAGAACACCACUGAUAAUUGGAUAUAAAACACCACCGCUAAUUGCUGCUAUUAUGAACAUACUUGUGCAGGGUGAACGACCCAGUUGCCAUGAAGCUCUUGAACAUGGCGGGCGACAUGCCUUCGCUCAACCCUCCAGACGACGAAAGCAUAAAGACCCUCUAUGUGGGGGGCCUCGACGCCAGGGUCACCGAGCAGGACCUCAAGGACAACUUCUAUGCCCACGGGGAGAUCGAAUCCGUCCGGCUCGUGCCACAGCGGGCCUGCGCCUUCGUCACCUACACCACCCGAGAGGGCGCCGAGAAGGCCGCCGAGGAACUCUCCAACAAGCUCAUCGUGAAGGGCCUCCGCCUCAAGCUGAUGUGGGGGAAGCCGCAGGCCCCAAGAGCAGAGACCGAAGAGGGCGAUGCCGCUCGUCAGCAGGGCCUCCUCACCCAUGGGGGGAUGCUCCCCCGGUCGGUCAUAUCAUUGCAGCAGAGCGGCGAGCCGCUCCAGCCGCCGGGCACGCAGGACCAGCAGCAGCCCCUGAGAUACUUCAACAUCCCUGCACCGCCGCAGUCCGAUCGGGCAGUCUACCCGUCGAUGGAUCCUCAGCGAAUGGGGGCCGUCGUCCCUUCCCAGGAGGCCGGCGACUCCAAGGCCGCCAUGGAUAAGCCGCUGCCGAUGCGUGCCCCGGAUGGUUCGGCAUACCCGUAUCUGAUGGCGCCGCCACCGCCGAAUCUCCACUACGGGCAGUAUCCCCAGUUCUACCCCCCUCCAUAUGGGUACAUGCCUCCUCCCCCUCCAGCUUUCCAGCACCAGUACCCUUACCUGUCGAUGAAGCAGCCGCCGCCUCCGGCCACCCACCAGCACUCUGCGCCGGCGGCUCCGGGGUCGUCAUCUCAGAGUCAGACCUGA